UAUAAUGAACGAUAAAGUCAAAAGUAUUAACUGUGAAUUUAGACACAUUUUCUAUCGAUAUUUAUACAUGUCCAUAACCGCGCAAUGAAAACCGAAAAUAUGAUAUGCAAAUGUUACUUAAACUAAUUUUGACGUACAAUAUUUACUUCGGAUGCGUAAUUUAUGAAAUAUUAAAUUUUCCGAAAUCUUGCACUGCCAGAGCAUUUGCUAACGUAUCGAAUUAUGAGUAUAAUAUUAAAUCGAUUACAGAUUCGAAUGAUGAAACCAAAAGCAAUGAAAGACGUUUUUAUUCAGACAUUUAUUCGCAAUUGUGUCACCAUUCCAUUCAGCGAUUCACAACGGACAAACCCAAGGUAUGUAAAAUAAGAAGCAAAAACUUAUACACGUGUUUCAACUUUGAGAGUCCCCGUUAUUUGAAAAAUACAAAGAGAAAUUUCCGUCUGUACUUUCAAACGAGCGCUGAUAUAAUCUAUCGGCGAAAGUUGCUUGGUUAUGAGCGAGACUUUUUCAGAAUUCACCCUAUGAGAUAUAACAGAUCUAAAAGGAUACCUCAUGAAAUUACCCAAAUGAAAGUAUCAGGUUUAACGAAGAAGAAACAUGACGUCAUUGCAAAAGAUACCUAUUCGAAUGAUGAAAAUAUAGAUUGGGCGGCCUGGGACAAUUGGAGUAUUUGGAGUGCGUGCAGUGUAUCUUGCGGGCAAGGACGACAGGUUCGUUGGCGUCAUUGUUUGUCCACAGAUUGCACUAAAGGUCUCAAGAAGGCGCAGUUGAAAAGCUGCCAUCUGAAAGAUUGCGGGACCAAAGGCUUCCUCGGCUGGCUCGGAAUAAAAUCAUGAUUCGUUUCCGACUUGCAAAAGCAAUCGACAAAGUCUUCUUGACAUCAUUAUGUGGAAAGUACUAAGCGAUCUCGAGAACGCACAAACAAAAAAAUCCUUGCUUUGUAAACUAUUACGGAGAGAGUUUAUUUCCGGAUAUUACUCUUUUCCGGAAUAAAAUUGUUCUGAUCUAACAACAAGAAGAAUACAAGAAUGCAAGCUCGAUUGAGCUAUGGAUCAUAUUCCUUAAUAUUUU
Mycetomoellerius zeteki is the source of this 1071-nucleotide messenger RNA. RefSeq lists its product as uncharacterized. The transcript is spliced from 4 exons. The record is from RefSeq and is a predicted model, not a curated record. Lineage: Eukaryota; Metazoa; Arthropoda; Insecta; Hymenoptera; Formicidae. The coding region runs from base 105 to 836 and encodes 243 amino acids.